This is a messenger RNA of Paramecium pentaurelia, 2047 nucleotides long. NCBI's taxonomy places the organism in Eukaryota, Ciliophora, Oligohymenophorea, Peniculida, Parameciidae. The record is from the annotation of a GenBank genome assembly.
AUGCACGGAUCCAAGUUAUUGAGAGAGUUGGGACACAAGAUGACACCUCAUUAUGCUUAUCAAAGUACAAUAUUUCCAUUAAAAUAGAAUCCUUUUGUUCUUUUUUCAAUCGAAACUAAAUUACUAGAGAGGAGUUAAUAAAACUCUCUGAUAAAAUACCAGGACCUUAAUUUAAAUUUAAUAACAACAAUGUUAAGUUAGAUUAGAUUGAUUAAACACUAAUUAAAUUGAAAUCAGAUUUUAUGAAUGAUAGAAAUAAUUGUUCAAAGGCAUAGUCUUAUAUGGAAUAUUUAAACUAAUAAGAAAAUUAUAGAGAAGCUAUCUAAUUUUAUAAUAGUCUAAACAAAAAUCAAUCAUUUUUACUAUAAUCUUUGUACACAUAGUCAAUAACAAAAUAAUUAUAAUAAAAAUAUCAAAAUUACAGAACGAACACUAUAAUUAUUACACAAUUUUAAUUUGUAUUAAUAAUCAUUAUAGUAUUUCAAUAUCUAAAAUAUUAUCAAACGAAAAUAGAAGAAUAAACUAAAAAUGAUGAAUAAGAAUAUUAAUAAGAUGGAAACAAUCAUUUCAAUUAAAAUCUACCACAAGAAAAUUUUAGAAAAAUUGAACAUCUUUUAAGUGUUCUUAAAAAUCAUCAAAAAAUACAAUAAGAAUUAAAUAUACCAACAAAAUUUGAGGAUGUAUUAGGAAUAGAUGAAUUUAAGGAGGAGUUUGAAGAAAUAGUAUAAUAUUUAAAGAAUCCAGAUAAAUUUACAUAAUCAGGAGCAAAAUUACCUAAGGGUAUUCUUUUAGUAGGGCCUCCUGGAUCUGGAAAAACAUUAUUAGCAAGAGCAUUGGCUGGUGAAGCUGAAUGUUCAUUUUUUUAUAAAUCUGGAUCAGAAUUUGAUGAAAUGUUUGUUGGUGUUGGAGCAUAAAGAAUGAGAGAACUAUUUCAAAAUGCAAGAAAAAAAGCUCCAUCUAUUAUCUUUAUUGAUGAAAUCGAUAGUAUAGGAGGUAUAAGAAGGAUGAAUGAUCCCACAUUUUCCAGAGAUACUAUUAAUUAAAUUUUAACAGAAAUGGAUGGAUUUAAAUAAAAUGAUGGUGUUAUUGUAAUAGGAGCAACUAAUUUUGAAUAAGUAAAUAAAGAUUUCAUAAUAGGUUCUUGAUCCAGCUUUGAAAAGAGCAGGACGAUUUGAUAAAAUAAUUCAUAUUCCAUUACCAGAUAUUAAAGGAAGAUAAAAGAUAUUUUCUUAUUAUUUAAAUAAAGUCAAAUACAAUAAAUCAAAUGUAGAUACUCUUAAGUUAGCAUAAUUAACCACUGGAUUUAGUGGAGCUGAGAUUUAAAAUAUUGUUAAUUUGGCAAUUUUAAAUGCAAUAAAAAAUAAUAGAGAAUAAGCAAGCUCUACAGAUUUUGAGUUUGCAAUAGAUAGAUCAGUUAUGGGGGUUUAAAGAAAAUAUAAAUUGAUUAAUGAAAAGGAUAAAUUAAUAACUGCUUUUCAUGAAGGAGGACAUACUGUUACAAAUUUAUUGACAGAGGGUGCUCCUCCUCUUCAUAAAGUUUCUAUUCUACCUAGAGGAGAAUAAUUAGGAUAUGUAAGAUUUAAUAAAUAUUAAAUUUUAGACAUCUAUGAUUCCUGAAUUUGAUUAAAUAAAAUAUACAAGAAAGAGUAUCUUAGCAUAGAUUGAUGUGGCAAUGGGUGGAAGAGCUGCUGAGGAUUUAUUUUUAGGAAAAGAUGAAAUCACAAGUGGAUGUAGUUAAGAUUUGGCUUAGGCUACUAAUCUUGCUUAUUAAUAUGUCAAGUAAUUAGGAAUGAAUGAAAAUUCUUUUUUGAUUUCAAUUGAUUAGAGUAGUGAUAAUAAGACAAGCACUUAAUAUGAUUAUUUUGUAGAUAUGUAGGUUAAGAAAGUGUUAGAUGUAUAUUUAGUAUUAAUGAUUUAGGAUUCCUAUGCCAGAGUUAAGCGAUUACUUAUUGAUAAUGAAGAUAUGUUAUAAAAAGUUGCUUUCGAAUUGACAUAAAAAGAAACUCUCUCAGCUUAAGAAAUAAAAAAAUUAUUGAAUAUUUUUUGA